UUGCGAUGCAAAGCUAUUAUUUAAUUCCGGUGUGAUUAUAAUCAAUGUUUGAGUUUGCACCUGCAAAUGCUCGCUAUUAAUUGAUAAAGCUUAUCCAGAUCUAUAUAGAUCUAGUCUCAGAUAUAGAGAUAUAUAGAUCUCGAGGUCUAAUCAUAUCCUGUUAAAUUAAUUGUGAGAACAUGAUAUGGCUGAUGUGAUUUCAAGGAAUAUUUCUAGUCCAACUCCAGCAAUGCAGAAAAGUAAAAAGUCAGCUAGACGAACUCCUCGACGACCAGUAACACCUGGAAAAAAUAAAACAGGAAAGGAUUUAUGGAUGGCUGCAAUUAAGAAACGACAAACCUUGACCCUUGGAAAUGGUUAUCGACCAACCAAUCCAAAGCACAAGACAACGACAGAAUUUUUUAUUGAUACACUUCGUAGGACUGGUGUUGGUAUUAGUGCAGAAACUAAUAAGAAUCAGUCCAUGUCUGGGUUGCCUCGGGGUAAUACCAAUGCAUAUCCUUAUCUAAGUACAUCUCACUUUAUAAGGCAGGUGGUAGGAGUGGAAAGUUCACCAAGGGUAGACAGUGCUCAAGUGCGAACUAAUGCAGGGACGCCUGCCUACAAAACACCAGAGGAAUACUAUGAUGAAGUCUUAACCUUACGUAAGCAUAUAGCAGCCUUAACAUUAGAGUCCAAUACACAGAAGACAAGAAUCAGACGUUUAGAAGAAGACAAUCAGAAAAAGGAAAAAGAAAUUGAGGGCCUUCUUAAUCCUGAUAAGAAUAGUGAACUCAGGAGAACUAUAGGAGAUAGGAAAGCAGACUCUGGGGCUGUAUUGCAUAGUUAUAAACAGAAAAUUUUAAAGUUGGAAACACAAUUGAAAAGUCAGGAAUCAGCAUAUAGUAAACUCCAGUCAGAUUUGAAAACAACAAAAAUUGAUGAAAUGAGAGUCCAGCUUGAAGUGCUUUAUUCAGAACUUGUUCGACUCCAGAUGAUGAAAGACUCCACAGGAUCAGCAGAAAAGUCCAGUCCUGCUAAAGAAACAUCCGCCAAAGUGAAGGCAUUAAGUGAGACAGUUAUACGCCUUAGUAAAACAAAUGAACAAUUACAGGCAGAGAACAAAUCUCUGAAGGAUGAUCUGAACAGACUAAUGGAAGAGUCAGAUACCAACCUGGAAGUGAAAAAAGACUAUGCUGACAUGAAUAGAAAAGAGCUGCUGAAGACAAUCAAUGCCUUGGAACAGAAAAUCGCCCAAGCUGAACUAGGAAUGUUUGAAAAGGAUGAUGGCUCUGUGAGAUCAUAUGGAACACCACGCAGAGUGCAAGGUAAAAUGGAUCUAAAAGGCAGCUUGGAAGAUAGAUUACAACAAUUGGAUGAACGAGAAACACAACUGCUUCAAGAAGUGUCUAGACUUCAGACAAUUGUGAAAAGAGAGCGAGACAAAAAGGAUGAGAAACAUACAUCAUCUCUGCCACCCACACCAAGAAAAAGACAAAGUCUAGUUACAAAUGAAGAAAAAAUUGCUCAGCCACUUAGAGCUGAAAAAAGUUCAAGACCAAACAGUUCAAGGCGAUCAGAAGCCGGGUCAAGGCCCGGUAGCUCCAGAUCAAGAGAAGAGAAAGUUGAGAAUUUCCAACAGAAGCAUGCGGCUACAAGUAUACAGCGACUCUGGAAAAAGAGACAACAGGAGAAGACUGAUAAGGAGGUACAAGCCUUUAGAGAAAAUCUGGCCGCUAAAAGAAUACAACAUGGCUGGUUGGAAUAUAAACAAAGACAUAUAGAUGAAGACUUAGAUGAUGCAGCAUGUGUCAUUCAAGGUACUCUUAAAGGUCAUUAUACAAGGCAUAAAUUUAUGGUCCAACCAGAUUAUACAGAUGAUGAUGUAUAUUUAAUUCAGUCCAGCCUUAGAGGUCACAGGGUCAGAACACGAAAUUUGCGUAACAUGAGAAAUGUAGAAAGGAUGGAUAGCGAUUUGUUAAGCCUUAGCCGUCAAAGCUCACCGACGUAUAGGCCACCAACAGCACAGCGCAAGACAUCUAUCGGAAGCAGGGGGAGUGCAGCCCAAUUCGGAAGUCAAGUGAUAAAUUCUGGUAGACGCACAUCCCCAAGUUCAAGGCCAUCUUCAGCUUCAAUGUCAAGGAGGAAAUCAAGUCAGAUCUUUCAGGCUCGUUAUGAUGCUGAAGCUGAUGAUGAUGAUGACAUUAUGACAUAAAAUCGUCACACACUAACGCAUUAGAUUAAUUCAAUACCGUCUCUCUUCUUGAAUUUAUUUAUACUUCAGUUUUAAAUGUAACUUAAUAAUUUUAACAGAUGUUGUUGAUAACUAACAGAGCUGUAACUAAUCAGUUUUAGAGGCUAGUUUAGUGACAAAAUAUUGUAUUGUGUAUCAGGGUAUAUGAAUAAACUUUGUUAAGAAUUAAUUUAUACAAAAUUUUGUAUGUUACAAUAACCAUUUUAGCUUACAUGUAAUUUUGUGGGUUUUCAUGUUAAAUUAGUAAUUGUUUGCAAGGACACAAAUGUAGCCAAGUUAAUGCCAACAGAUAUAAGGAAUACCAGGAAUAUAUAUCUAUUUAUAAUUCUAUUCUACACCUUAUAUCUGUUUGCUUGGUACUUUUUAUUGUACUAUGUCUGCUUGCAUUGUUUUCAUUAAAUCUAGAAAAGUCUUGUACUAAAGGAGCAUGAGACUUUUAUUUAGUCAGUUUUUAUUAAUGAUAGUAUAUCUGGAAUAAGAAAGCACAAUUUAAAUAGUCUACAUACUAGUUAAAACUACAUGUAGAAAUUAAGAACAAAACAUCACAACCUUAUAACAUACAAUACUUUAGCCUUGCAGAUUUAGCCUACAUUUUUGUUAUUACUGGUACAUUAUUUGUUUUUAUUUAGAUUAGAAUUGUAUCUAGAAUAUACUAUUAUUAUUUCCUCUGCCUAAACAAACAAUAAAUGUAGUCUUUCAAACAAUGUUUACUUAGAAAUUUUUUUUUUUGUUGUUAUUGACAGUGCCUGUGAACAUUGAAAGCCAGAAAAUCCAAGGUUAUACUAAUUUAAGAAUUCCUUGGUGUAGACUUAUGUCUCAAUUAAAAGUUUUAUGAUAUAUUCUUUGUGCCUAAUUACAUCAUUGUCAUCUUACAUGCUAAUCAUGUUACAGUGGAACCCCAAAUGUACUACUGUAGCUUAACAUGCUUGAAACUUUGCAGAGCCUAAGUGUCCAAACCAAUUUUUUUCUGUUCUUAAUUCACAAACCUGUUCCCUUUUCUCAUUCUUUGACAUGCUUGUUUUGGAUGUUAGUAUAUAAAGGAAUCAUGUUCUUCACAUUUUGUCCUAAUGACUAUACCAAAUGAUCUCAAUGUUGUUGUUGUUAUUAGCAGCUCACAUAAAUGUAAAACAUGUUUCACAGAAAAUCAAUCUGAUUUUCUCUGAUUAUGAUUAUUCUAACUUUACUGGAUAUGUCAAUGAUUCUAUUAUGUAUCCAUCACCAAUGGUAGAUCAAAUCCCCACAUUUUCUCUUGUGAAACUUGCCUAUACUAAUAUUUUAUAGGAUACACACAUUUUCUAGGGCAAUAAUCACACAAGUGUCAUCACUGAGAGACCAUACUUUCCUUCACCAAUAACAAAAAUGUAUUUAAGUCUGUCAGAUUAAUGAGUCCUCUUCCCAAAAUCUCAAAAUAAUAAUAAAAAAAAAACUUGUUUCUGUGAUUUAAAACUUAUUUUCAUAUAGAAAAAAAACUAUUUUUGAAACUUUAUUUGGAUUUCAUUUUUAAUGUUUAAAUUUUCAUUGGCAUUACCAAGCCAACUAAUAAUAUAAUUGUUGUACAUGUUGUACAUGUAAUAUUUUUGACACUUGUAGACCAACAAUAGAUCUAAUUGAUUAAAAUGUAAUUGAGAACCCUUUUAAUAAAUGGAAUCCUCUCUUCUCUUGAGUCUAUUUUUAUAAUUCAUGAAGGCUGCCCAGUGUAUUUUCAGUCAUGGAAAAUCUACCUAUGACAAAUAUGUGGAUGAAUAUUUGUACAUAUCACAAACCCUUAAUUAAUACUGGUAACUCAAGAAAUACAUUGUAGGGCAUAGUGAACAUUCUAAGGUUUUUAGGCAGAUUUUAAGACUCAGUGUUUUUAUAUUGUUGAAAAAGGUUAUAACAUCUUUUAAAGACUGUUUUGUCUCUAUAUCGUUACAUUUGGUUGUACAAGUUACACAGUGGACUAAGCAUACUUAGUCUUUGUGACUAGUCCCAAGUUUUACUGAAUUAUAGACAUAUUUUGUAAUAAACAUUUUAUAUACUUUUAUCUCUACAUGCUAGAUCUAUGUAAAUAAUUGUUUAUGAAACAGCUGUCUAUGUGAUAAUUUAUACCUUUUCAUGUCAUUUUGCACUUUUAAUUUUUAUUUACACUAUUUACAAAUUAACCUUUUAGAUAUGUAGUAACAGAAACACAAUUCUAUUUAUUCUUCAUGAUAUAUAUUAAUGUCUCAUAUCUACCUAUGAAAAAAAGAAAGUAUCUCUGUGUUUAUAAAAUGCACCUAUGUUCUGUUUUUAAAUAAACUUUUAGGCUAUACAGUAUCAAA
Biomphalaria glabrata is the source of this 4533-nucleotide messenger RNA. RefSeq names its product IQ domain-containing protein E-like. Gene Ontology annotation, molecular function: protein binding. The record is from RefSeq and is a predicted model, not a curated record. The transcript is spliced from 21 exons. NCBI's taxonomy places the organism in Eukaryota, Metazoa, Mollusca, Gastropoda, Planorbidae. Bases 185 to 2194 code for a protein of 669 amino acids.